This is a messenger RNA of Monopterus albus (swamp eel), 2481 nucleotides long. RefSeq names its product epoxide hydrolase 2, cytoplasmic (gene ephx2). The transcript has 18 exons. The record is from RefSeq and is a predicted model, not a curated record. Lineage: Eukaryota; Metazoa; Chordata; Actinopteri; Synbranchiformes; Synbranchidae. The coding region runs from base 680 to 2365 and encodes 561 amino acids. Gene Ontology annotation, molecular function: catalytic activity.
CAUUAAUGGUAAAUGUGCAUUUUUCAUGUAAACAUCUUGUUUUCUCAAAACAUGACAUAACCCAGUGUUGGAUAGGACAAUACUUUUUUUCACCAGUAGGUGGCAGUGUGAGGCUGGCUUACCCGAUGGACUGCAGCCAUCUAGCGUGCUUCGCUGGGUUUUUCUCAUAAUGGCGGAGAACUCAGCGAAGUGAAGCCACGUCUCCCUGCCUAAUUAUUCCUUUCCUGUAUUCCAGGAUAUAUACAUCUGCCUACAGGUGUUAUAUUCUGAUACCUGUAACAUUAUCAUUAAAACAAGAUGAUCAUGACAAAUGUUCUUGAUUAUCUUUCAGCUUAAACAUGGUUUCAACCACUUUGAACAACUGUAAGAAAUAAUCCUCUGCAGCUCUGUUGCUGCCAGUAUUCCUGUUAAUAAACUGCUGAGCUGUGCUGAGAUCAGUAGCAGAUCUGUGUGAUACAACAAGUUAUUUUAAGCAGGUUUCCCAUGUGCACCAUGUAACUGUGGAUAAAAAGUUAUGUGCACUCUGGCACAGGAGUAUAUCACGUGUGCGUAAGCUCAUAGGACGCAUUGGAGGACCUGCUCAGUGCAAAGGGCAGAGUUUACCUUGCUGACACACACACACACAGUGUGCAGCAGCAGAGAGAGCAGGAACUCUUCCCAUCCCUCACACUCAGACGAGAUGCCUGAGAAGAAAGCCGUCUUAUUUAACUUCUGGGGAGUCACUGUCUCAUCACGACCCGAUGCUGUUUUGCAAAAGACAGAAGAUUUGCAAAACCUACCUCGUGGGUUUCUGUCCAGUGUGGUGUCCCAGAAGGACAGUGCCAUGAAUCGGGCGGAGCGAGGCCACGUGACGCUUUCUCAGAUGAUCCCGGUGUUCGAGGAGGAGUGUGUGAAGGAGGCCCAGGUCAGGGGUGUGACUCUGCCAUCUGAUUGGUCAGCCAGAGGCCUGCUGGAGGAGCUCAGGAAGGUGAUGAUGGACAUCCAGCCAGCUGUGUUGAAGACAGCUGCCAGUCUGCGCCGCAACGGGUUACUGACAGCAGUGCUGGCCAAUCACUGGCUAGAUGACACCGCGGCAGGAGAUGGUCCAGCUCGCCUCCUCUCUCUGCUGGGUGGCCAUUUUGACCUUGUCCUCCAGUCCUGCCGCUCAGGUCACAGGGUCCCUGAGCCCGCCAUCUUUAGCUCCGCCCUGCAGCACCUGGGAGUGACAUCACAACAGGCACUGUGGUUGGAUGCAGACGAGCAGGGUGUGAAGGCAGCAGAAGGAAUGGGGAUGAAGGCCAUCAUAGUGGAAAAUCUGGACAAUGCCCUGGACAAACUGGCCAACCUUACUGGAGUUCAGGCUGUUGCAGCAGACAGUCCUCCACCGUCCUGCAGACCCGAGGAUGUGUCUCAUGGAUACGUCUCCAUCAGGCCUGGUGUGAGGACUCAUUACGUGGAAAUGGGCUCAGGUCCAUCAGUUCUGCUGUGUCACGGUUUCCCUGAGAGCUGGUACUCCUGGAGGCACCAGAUACCAGCCAUGGCCGCAGCAGGGUUCAGGGUGUUGGCUCUGGACAUGAAGGGAUAUGGAGAGUCCACAGCGCCCCCAGAAAUAGAGGAAUAUUCUCAGGAGCAGCUCUGCAAGGAUUUGAUCACAUUUAUGGACAAACUGUCCAUACCACAGGUCACCCUGGUGGGUCAUGACUGGGGCGGCUUCCUGGCAUGGACCAUGGCUCAGUAUGCUCCUGAGAGGGUCAGAGCCGUUGCAUCUCUGAACACCCCUUUGUUCCGGGAGGACCCGUCUGUGCCUCCUGCAGAGAAACUCAAGGCUGUUCCCAUAUUUGACUAUCAGUUCUACUUCCAGAAACCAGGAGUCGCAGAGGCCGAGCUGGAGAGAAACUUGGAGAGAACGUUCAAUAUCUUCUUUUCCUUUAGCAGUGGCGCAGCGAUAACUGAAAAAAUUAGCACUGCAGGAGUCUGUGCACGAGGCGGUCUGUUUGUGGGUCUACCCGAGCAGAUCUCCAGGAGCCCCUUGCUGACAGAGGCCGACCUGCAGUUCUACAUCAGCCAGUACAAAGACAACGGCUUCAGGAGGCCACUGAACUGGUAUCGUAACAAUGAGGCGAACUGGAAGUGGAUGUGUUCACGACCCACUGGGAAGCUGCUGAUGCCGGCGCUGAUGGUAACAGCAGGUAAAGACCCCGUGCUGCUGCCGGCCUUCUCCGAGGGAAUGGAGGACCAGAUCCCGAACCUGAGCAGAGCACACAUCGAGGAGUGUGGACACUGGACUCAGAUGGAGCGACCAGCAGAGACCAACAACAUCCUGAUAUCAUGGCUUAAAGAAACACACAAGAAGACUGGGAGAGUCACUGCGGCACCCAAACUGUGAGAAGGGUGGUGGUGAUAUGAGGAAAAAUGAUAAAAUCAAAGAGCAGCAGAUGAAUCCUGCAGUCAUUAAACACAUAAAAUAAAAGUCAACAAUUCAACAAAGUUUGAAGUUAAAAU